Bacillus rossius redtenbacheri is the source of this 2024-nucleotide messenger RNA. RefSeq names its product pro-neuropeptide Y-like. The record is from RefSeq and is a predicted model, not a curated record. Lineage: Eukaryota; Metazoa; Arthropoda; Insecta; Phasmatodea; Bacillidae. The transcript has 3 exons. Bases 90 to 458 code for a protein of 122 amino acids. Gene Ontology annotation, cellular component: extracellular region. Gene Ontology annotation, molecular function: hormone activity.
GCCCUGCUUGACGGACGGACGUCGCCACAGCCUCCUAGACUCCCGACCCCUGCGCCCCUGCGACCCCCGGGACCCGCGCUACAGGCAGCAUGCAGUGCAUAGUGAGCGUGCUGGUGAUGGCGGCGCUGUGCGCGGUGCUGGGGCUGUCCAAGCCGUGCUGCUGCGAGCCGAUGCCCAACGGGCCGGAGAACAUGGCUCGGCCGGCGCGGCCCAAGACCUUCGCCACCCCUGAGGAGCUGCGCACCUACCUGGAGGCCGUCAGCAACUACUACGCCAUCGCCGGCCGUCCCAGGUUCGGAAAGCGACUGUCGCUGCCGGCGUACCGGCCCGGCGUGCUGAAGCACCUGGGCGCGGGCGCAGUGCUGCCCCUGGCGGCGGCGCCUGACACCAGCCUGCGACUGCAGGCCGCCCCGCGGAGCCCCGACCUGUACGACCUGCUGGCCCAGUACGACGACUAGUGCUGCCCCUGUCCGCUCGCCUAGGGAACACAUCUCAGUUCAAACCAGCCACACACUUCGCACAGCACCAAACUCAUUGCCUUGCCUGGGUUACAUCUGCGACAGCACGCCAACCGCAUAUACGUAAAAUGUUUGAAUUUUACCAGCUAUAAUUUACGUUUUAUUUUUAAUGUUCAGGGAAAAAAGUUUUACUUGUAGAAAUAAUUAACUAUUAAUAAUUUCCUCGUACUUAAAUACAUAUUCGAAUUAGUUUCACUCUAUGUUUGAAACGUACAUUUUGAAACAAGUCGGUAAUGCUAUGCCGUUGACAAAGAGUACAAGCUAGAAAUUCGACAACUUUCUGUGCACCGUGCAGGUGCUAUCUGUUUGUCUUGUGUCCCUUCAACUUCAGUGCGUGCUGUUGCGAGUGUGGCCCGGCCACUCACACGCCGCCAAUGGCUGCACUGGCAGCCGUCACAACAGCGUCGAGUAGCCAAUUAGACACAAGGUUUUUUCAGCAUUCCCACGCAGCCAAUAAACGACUGGGAUCUCCCACACCAAGGUCUUCCGCCAAGCCGUUUCGCUUCUGCGAGGUCGUCAAUUCUGUGAUCAGGACUAGCAGGUCUCGGCCGCGCCGAAGUCAUAUAACACGUGACAUUCCGGUUCACAAUGCCAGUCACACACAAAGAUUAGGUAAGGAUGCAGAUGGAGCGUUAGCCAUUAGAUGUGAAAGCCGUUUUAUCCCCAAUUUUUAAAUCCUGAUUUUCACAUACCGAUAUGGCGGACGUUUAUUUAUAUUUGUAUCAGCUGUUUUAGCUUGCUUUUAUUAACAACUCGUUAAACUUUUCGGAAGAAAAUUAGAUCAAUAUAUUACCGGUUAAUAUGUUUAUAUGUAUUAAAAGUCCAAAAUGAAUCUUCAUAAUACUAAUGUAAUGAUACAUUUUUCUCCAAUUUAUACUUCAAUACUGGUACAGCUGAAACAUUUGUAAACAAACGGCUGCCAUAUUGGUAUGUGCAGUACACUGGAAUUCCCCCUUCUUUUUGGAUUCACCCUCCAUGUCUAGAAUCAGACCUUAUGCUCCAUCAGUAGCUAUAUUUACCUAAUCUCUGGUUACACACUGUAAUGAUAGAAGUUUCCUUCCGCAAUACGGUCGACUGAAGAUGGCGACUUUAAGUUUCAAUCGAAAUGUCGGUGCAUUCUACGACUUUGAAGUGGAUUGAAUUCACGACUAGAGAACAUUCAAUGUAUUUUAUUUUAUUUUUUACAGGUACUUUGAAUCAAAUAUUAAACUACCGACUCUUCAAAACACUUGUUUAAGUUACAAAACUAAUUUAUAUUAAAAAAAACAUUUCUCCAAAAACUUGUGAGAUGUUGCUUUUUCAUUGAACCCCGCACAUCGCUGAUGAAGCUCAUUGUCACCAGUAUCAUUAUCCAUAGUUCCUAAGGUCUUCCUGCUCCUCUAGUCAGACGGCUGUACUGUGUGAACAAGGCUACCGUCUACCUUCAAGCAUUUCAUAAAACAAUGUCAAUAUGUCUGAUGAUGUAUGUCAUUGAAAACAUGAAUAAAACUUAUUUUGUGAAAAAUG